Messenger RNA from Racocetra persica, 944 nucleotides. Lineage: Eukaryota; Fungi; Glomeromycota; Glomeromycetes; Diversisporales; Gigasporaceae. The record is from the annotation of a GenBank genome assembly.
GCAAUGGGAACAAGAGCGCUCACGAAAGCAAAUUCAUGUUCAUCAACCGACAUAUACGGAAAUUUCAAACACUGGAACGAUCUAUGGAGGGACAAUCAACACCAAAACUUUCGGACAAUUGUGGGGGUCAAACUCGAGGACGGGCAAAAAAGAGAAUAUCAUAUUUUGAAUCAGAAACCGAUGACGAAGAAUUUGAGGAAGAGUGUGUGUUAUUAUUUGAGCCUUCGGAAUUAUCAACAAUCCGAAAGAUGGUCACAGAAACUGAAAAAAUUUCAGAUGGCUGGGAAGCUAAGCUAUUGAAAUGGCAACAACACAGCCUUAAUCAAUUAGAUCAUGGAAUUCAGUACCCAUCAAAGCGGAACAUACACUGUAUUCUUGUUGCUUCUUCAAUCUUUUAUUUUAAAAAAGAAAACGAGCAGGUAUAUAAUGGCUUCCUAACAGCAGAUGAGAUUGCCGAUAUUCAAUCACGCGUAAUCUCAGAGUUCAAGAUGAUAGAAAUUCCAAAUGGAGUAAAGGAGUUUGUGCAAGAAAAUAAAAAGGAUUAUCAACAAGAUAGUCUGGAAGAGAAUGUGUACUGUUGGAUCCCUCAACAGACACGAAUGAGAUGUUUAAUAGAACAAUACAUUAUUUUAAUUAUACAACCACGUAUUCAUGAAGCAAACCAAUUAAUACCUGUUAUUUUUAGGAUUGAUGUGGCAUCUAAUGCAUCUAAAUUACGUCGAGGCCAUCAUAGUCGAAUACCAGAUUACAAGCUGAAUAAUAAAAAUGGAACUCGUUCAGCUGUAUUUGGUGAAGUAACCAGCCCAAAACGUCAAAAUGAAGAACCUAAAGUUUACUGGAACAUCUACCGUGGUGCUAUACAUGCGAAAGAUGCCAUAGAUUAUGAUAUUAAUCAGCAAAAUAUACAACCAGAUGAGGCGAAACGAAUCAUAAUAUUUGUCACG